Molecule: messenger RNA, 5569 nt
Organism: Pseudophryne corroboree (corroboree frog)
Lineage: Eukaryota; Metazoa; Chordata; Amphibia; Anura; Myobatrachidae
Gene: CFAP97
Product: cilia and flagella associated protein 97
Exons: 7
Coding region: 191-1648 (485 amino acids)
Biological process (GO): spermatogenesis
Source: RefSeq, a predicted model, not a curated record
UGUUUAAGGGGCUAAUGUGAUAGGUUCUGCAAGAGCCGCGGUAUGUAGCUGAGCGAAGCAGGGUUGUGGUGACAGCACAACGGGCGUCUGAGCAGCAGCGUGCGGGCUCCCUGGCACCGCACACCCUCAUCUCCCGCAUAUAGAGGUCGCGGAUCGGCUGGCUUUGCAGGUUCUGAGGUAUUAUUGCAUCAUGGAUCGGUAUGAUAACCUUUCUGAUGAGGGGGAGGUCGAUCACUCCUUUUUUGACAGUGAUGCAGAUGAUGAAGCCGGACGACAAGUUAUCAGUACAUCAGAACCCAGCAAGCGUGAGCAUACGCAGGCUUUUGGAUCAGGGGAGAGUAAAAGAGUAGCUGAAACAAAUCAUGGUGCAGGCAAAGAAGUGAGUAAAGAGAAAUCAAAGGAGCCUAUGUCCUCUCCGGAUUCCUCCAGACCCAGUAGUGCAGUAAAAUCCGGAAGAAGUUCUGCACAGAGUUCAAGAUUUGGAACAACAAUUCCAACAGGCAUUCCCCAGAUAAGGCAUGAGUUUGAAGACAAUUAUUACCCUGAUGAAGAUGACAGCAGUGAGGAGGAGAGUCGAAGUUUAAGGCCCAAAACUGCAAAGCAAACCAACAUUGGAAAAAAAAAUACAAAAUACAGCAGGGACUUUCCUUCUUCCAUCUCCAGCUCUGACACCGAGUUUUCAGAUACUGCAUCAGAUGACCACAAAUCAAAACCUCAUAUAUCGUUAAAAGAGAGAACACUUUUCUCCCUGGGGUCUCCUGAGCGCAGGUUCUCUAAGCAACCUACAAAGGACCAUACGGAUGAGUCAGAGGACACCGUCACUGAUGUUACUCCUCUUUCCACGCCUGACAUCAGCCCAAUACAGUCAUUUGAUAUAGCAGCCACUAGUGAAGCAUUGAAGAGUAAAGUUAAGCGGCAAGAGAACGUCAGCCAAGAAAUAUAUGAUCCUGUUAUUAAUGGCAGAGCUGACCCAAAGACCUUGCAGGAUGCAAUGGAUCUCAACCAGCUUCUGAAAGUCUCUGUCCCCUUGGAAUUUACAGUCUAUGCUCUCUAUUCCUGGAAAACAAGCACGGUCUAUGGAUUGAAAUCCCUCUUAAAAAUAACAAGAGCAUUCAUGCAUCUUGAUAAAACGGAGCAGAAAAGUCUAUCACUAGAGCACCCGCCGAGUAGACACAAGAAGAACUACUCUUUCACAAAUGAUGAAGUGAGAUACAUUGACCGAGAAAACCAGAGGUUGCUGAAGGAACUGUCCAGACAAUCAAAACCUAAAAGUCAGAGUAUAACUCCUAAGAAACUGAACCCCACCCCCAGCCGACUAUACCACAGCGCACUAAAUCGGCAGAGGGAACAGCAACGCAUCGAAAGGGAAAACCUGGCCUUGCUAAAGAGACUAGAAUCUGUAAAGCCAACAGUUGGCAUGACUCGUUCCGAGCAGUUCAUGGACUACCAGCGCCAAGCCGGAUACUUGAGCUCAACUGCCACCUCCCCAAGGCCAGGAAAGGCCUCUGUAAGCCGCCUCGGCUCUUCCACCACAUCAGGUAAUUCCUCAAGGGUGUCAAGUGCCAGCAUUCGCAGUGGUCACACGGGUAGCAGUGCGGCAUUACUUAGACCCACAAAGUCCGGCAAUGUCCGAGCGGCUUGGCAGUGAUGGUCCGUCAUUCACACGCUCCCAAAGCAGUUAUUCUGUAAACCAGUGUAAUACAAACAUACUGCUGUUAUGGUGACAUUCCAUGUAUUAAUGAGUAAAAUGUAUGAUGUGGCGUCAUGUUUAUUUUUAUAAACGGUUAAAAAAAAGUUGUGUUAUUCCAGAAUGCACUUAUUUAUACGGGGGGUAUCGAUAUGCUGUGUGUAAAUUCAAGCUUAUUUUGUGUUGGGUUUAUUUCCGUUACAUGAAAGGACACAAAUUGCCAAAUUACUAUAUGCUUUUGGGUUAGGCUUACAUUUGCUUUUGAUGUUGUAAAGUUCAGACUUCAGUAAAAUUUAAUUUGUAUUAUGAGUUAGGUUUUUCUGUUUAUACAUUUAUUUCAUUCCUGUCCUUUUAUUAAGGUGAAUCUACUGGUUUAUAUAGUUCGUUUAUUUAACAGUGCUUUUUUUUAUCAUUAUUUAUAAAAUAUUUUGUCUAAGUUAUUUAGGGGUUGAUGAAUCAAGCAGUGAAAGAGAGGAGAUGUUACCCAUGACAACCAAUCAGCUUUGAGAAAGCAUUUAUUAAGUACAUUCUGUAAAAUGAUAUGUACAAUAUCUGCUGAUUGGGUGCAUUGGACAACUCCACUCUUUUCACUGCUUGAUCAACCCCUAAGUCACAUCUGGGUGAACCUAUAGCUACAUCAUUUUUCAAACCUGGCUUGUUUUUAGUACUGCUUCAAUUAUUAACAAGGGAGCACAAACCUUUAUAAUUUUGAACAAUUUUUAUUUAAUUUUUCAAUGAGAAAAAAAUAUAUAAGGGAGGUUAAAGAAAAAAGUUGAGGGAGACAGUCGGGCAGGGAGAACACAGACAUAAGCAUAAACUCAGCUGAAGAUUAACAGCAAUCAAGAGUAACAUCUGAGUGGUAAACAACCAAAAAACAACCCAUAAAUUAUGACUUUCAUGGCCCAUCAGUAGAAUACAUAUGCCAGCUAAACCACUUUACCAACUGGCUGAAUAAGAGUAGGGACAACGGAGUGUUUCUAUCAGGAAGCUGUCAUCCAUUUUGGACACCAUCAAUGACAGAGGGGGGGAUUUAUCUUACAGAAUUGGGCUAUAGCUGCUUUUGGAGCAAUAGAGAUAUGAUUUAGGAGGAAUCUGUGAUAUAUGGGGAUUGUACUUGGGAAUAUAUGCAGGGGGAGCAGUUUGCGAGGACACGGACACCCUUGAGCCGAGAAUUUGUAGAAUUAGACCUUUUGCUGCAAGCCAGAGCGGACCGAUAUUAGGACACAUUCAAAAAGAAUAUUCAGGUAGUCGCCUACUUAAUCUCAUCCCCGAUAACAUAGACUGACCAAGACAAAUUUUGUGUUAUCUAUCAGGGGUAGAUAUAUACGAUAGAACAGCUUCAUAUACACUUCUGUAUGAGAUAUACAUUUAGACGUUUUAUAGACUGAAAUAAACAAGUGGGACCAGUCAUAAGGAUCUCGGCAUGUAUCCAAAUUACCAUUUGAGAUGUGCCGGGAGUGUAUCCCCCCUCUUAAUUGUCAAUAACCGAAUACCAGAAUGAUAUAUCACCUCUCCGAGAGGUGGAUAAAAUACUAGAAGAGGGGUGGACAAGAACAGAGCAAGGAUUUUCAGCCAUUGAAGGAAAAGAUCAAAUCCAGUUUCUGAUCUGGAAAAAGUAUCAAAAUAAACCAAAGGAACAUUUUUUAUGUUUAUUAAUAACCGUGUUUAGUAUACAACCAAUGGGAAUUGGCUGCUAUGUUUCCUACACUCUGGUGUUCUGGCAGUACGGCCCACUUUUAUUAUUCACAUUUUAGAACAUCUUUAGAAUAAAAAUCUUAAUUUCUUUAAUUAUAACCAUAGUAAGGGAGGAUUGGCUAGCAGCCAUUAGCUAUUUUGCACCAUGUUGUGUUUUUUUUUUUUUUAAUCAAGGCUGCUGGUCUUUCCUAUUACUCUUGCACCUCCUAUUAGCGCAUUGCUUGAUUGUAGUCUUGGAUUUUCAACGGUAAUGAUAUAAAAGUGAACUUUAGUCCAGACUAUGGGGCGGAUGUAUAAAGUGGAGAGAGAGAAACUACCAACUAAUCAGCUCCUACCUUCCAUUUUUUUAACACAGCCUGUGACAUGGCAGUUAGGAGCUGAUUGACUUCUAAUUUAUCUCUCUCCAAUGUUUAGUACAUUUCCCCCUAUGGGAGAGGUUUAUCAAGCUUUCUAAAGAGUGGACAACCAAUCGGCUUCUAGCUAGCAUUUAUCAAGGGCAUUCUUUAAAUGAUGGCUGCAGGCUGGUUCAUUGCUAUGUACAACUUCUUACUUGCCCAUUUCUGCACUCUUUAGAAUACAUGAUAUAUCAUCCCCUCUUAUUUUUAUAUUUGACCCAGACAAUUCUGGGUAGCACUGUAUGCCACCUAAAUGCUUUGUUAGCGCAUGCUGCAUAGUAUCUUUUUCCACAAUUAUCUCUGCUGUUCAUUAUGAUGUUGCAUAUGCAGGGCUGGCUCUACCAUUAGGCAGCUUUAGGCAGCUGCCUAGGGUGCCAGGAUCUGGGGAGGCAGCCCUGAGUCUGCUUUUUACAAAAUUAAGGAUAAUUCUGAGUAAACUUAAUGCAGGCGGCUGCUGUUGAACUUUUGAGAUGCCACCUCCACACUUUCACCUGAGGCUGAAAAGUGGGUAUUGGGCCUAAUUCAGAUCUGAUCGCUGGGCUGCGUUUUUUUGCUGCCCUGCAAACAGAUAGUUGCCGCCUACAGGGGGGAGUGUAUUUUAGCUGUGCAAGUGUGCGAUCGCAUGUGCAGCAGAGCUGCUUGUGCAGUCUCUGCGUAGCCCAGGACUUAUUCUUCCAGUGUAAUUGAAUCCUGCUGAUCGGUGCCGGAGCUGACGUCCGACACCCUCCCUGAAAAUGCUUGAGCCCGUCUGCGUUUUUCCAAACACUCCCUGAAAACAGUCAAUUGCCAGCCACAAAAUGGCCUCUUUCUGUCAAUCACCUUGCGAACGCUCGUGCGAAUGGAUCCUUUGCACCAUCCCGUCACUGCCCGCCGAUGUCCGUUGUAGCUGCCUGACGCGGUUGCGCAUUGCGGUGCAUGUGCAGUUCAGAUCUGAUCACCUGCUGUGUGAAAACGCACAGCAGCGAUCAGAACUGAUUUAGGCCCAUUGGUGUGUGGGUUGGGGGAGGGGGUUGAUAGGCUGAAGUUUUGCCUAGGGUGCCGAGAAACCUUGCACCAGCCGUGUGCAUAUGUAUAAAUCUUGGUGCUGUAGGAAAGAAAUACUGGCAGAAUUCUGGUGGAAAAUGGAACAUUCGGUGUUCUAACUCUGUUGUAUGGCUUCUGUAACAGUGACAUCCCUGCUCGUACCCAGAAAUCAUUGCAGUCAUGGAACCAUUUUUAAACCUUUCCAGGAAAGUAACACUUUGGUGUAGUAGUGGAUAAACGUGCAUUUUCAGUUAUGUUUUUCUUGGUGUAUGUCAGUCUUUGCAAUAGUUGACACUGAUUUAUAUAUUUUAUAUAAAUGUGCUCCACUGCUUUAAAGCUCUUUUCAUGCCUUUGUACUGUACUUUGACGUAUGUAAGCAUAAUUAUUUAGAUACCAUAUAAAUGGGGUUCGACACUAUUUCAUGUAAUAUUUGGUUUACAAUCUAAGGGAGGAAAAUCCAUGUCAUCCUUUUACAUAUGUUACAAAUCCACUGUAAACCAUAUUACAUCACAAGAAUGAUGCCAGUGGACAUCGAGGUUAUAGACCAUUGGUGCAUCCUUAUGUUACUAUGAUGGCAGAGACCACAUCCCUUUUCUUACACAAAUCUACCAUUUUCUUAGUAUUAACUGAUGAGAGGAUUAAGCUUUGUUUGUUUUGUUCCUUACUUACAAGAGUAUAAAUGUUAACGUGAAGAAGACUUUUUUUUAUGCAAAAAUCUGAAUCCCGGUACGUAACAAAAUUAAAGAAAUAAAAAUGAUUUGUAAAACUA